GAAACAACCUAAAACUCCGAAUCCAUCCAAAAAUUUAAUCGAAGCUUGGCUUCCAGCUUUCUACAAAAUUUAUCUGUCCGGGCUGGGAUCCAAAAUUAUUUAGCCAAUCAAAUUUAAUCUUACAUAGCGUCAAAAAACCUUCAAUUUUCACGCCAUUUUUAAAAAGCAGCAAGUAUUGCUUUGAGCGGAAAGAUGUUAUGGUGAUUUCAUGAAUUCUUUUCAAUAAAUCAUAUUUACAUUGACUUUUAAUUUAACGAUUUCACCAGUUUUCUUUAUAGAAAGUUUUCGUUUGGUUAAUUAACAUAAGUGUACAUCUGGUUCUGUGCAUUUUUUCAUUUUCUUUUUUUUCCGGUCAUUUUAUCAUUUCCGGUAUUUACUGUAUGUUUUUACUCUCCAAUGCGGAGGUUCGCGCUUAAAUGUUGUAGAACAUUGGAAGACACCUUUAUUUCCGGUAAUUUAUUGACUCUUCAAUGCGGAGGUUUCGCGCUUAAAUGAUGUAGUGUGGAGCAUUGGAAUGGAAAACAAAAUAAAUAUGGAGGCAAUUACACUAGAUAAGAUUUUGAAAGAAAAGGGUGAAACAUCUCUAAGUUUCAUAAAGGUUAAGGUUCUCUUAUCAAAGGAAGUUGUGAAAUACACAAAUAAGGCUGGUGAUGCUGUCAUGAAAGAAGUCACUAUCGCAGAUGAAACAUCAUAUACUAAAGCUAUAGCUUUUGAUGAAAGGAAAUUCCCAGCUCUAGUAGAAGGAGAAGCAAUCAUCAUAACAAAUGCAAUAAAAAAGGAAGAUGGCACAAUUAUCAUCACAUCUAAAACGGACAUAUUUGUAACAAGUUCAGACAUGGUUGUUGUACCUGAUGCUGUUGUGAAAGAUGCAACUCUCCAGAAAACAAAUGACAUACUUACAGCAUCAUUGUCGCCAAAAAAAAGUGUUUUGUCUGUUAAAGGAAAAGUUGUCAAGACUUCAACAACUGUAAGAAAAAGGCUUUCUUCAGGUGAAGGUGAAGUUAACUUCAAAAAACUAAAAAUUAAAGACAAAACAGGAUUGAUUGAAGUAGGUCUAUGGCGGGACAUGGCAGAAACUUCCAUAAAACCUGGAGAUCAUGUGGAAUUACAAAAUUUCUAUGUGUCAUCUAGAUACGAUAAAAUGAAGAAAAUGAAUACACCUCUGGUCGCUAAUCAAAGGAAAAAAUCUUCAAUUAAGUUCUACACAGUUGACAGUGAUGAUGUAUCCUCUGGAUGUAGUGACUUUGAAGAUGAAGAUGUUUCCAAAUCCAUUGGAAAUAUCAUUGGGAUACAACAGCUUCACACUUACAAAGCCUGUAUCAACAAUUCAUGCAGCUACAAAAAACUAGACAGUCACAACAAGUGUGUAGUUUGUGGAGUACAAUAUUCCACAGAAAGUGCAGCUGAUGGAUAUGUUGGGAAAUUUCUAGUCCAGCAAGAUGACAGAUUUAGUGUAUUAACAUUCUUCACACAGGCUUUAAAAGAACUAUUAACAUCCUUGAAAAUUUCUCAACAGGACAACAUAAACAAGGUUAUAAAAGAAAAACUGCCGCUGAAAAUCGAAUAUGUAGCUGAUGGUGAUAAAAUAAAAACCAUGCAGGCCGUCAAUUAAAAUGUAGGUAAAUUGAGGUUGUCUGCAAACCAACGGGUUAAAUAACCAAUAUAUUUCUUCUCUGUGCUAGUGAUAAAUCUCUCAAGGGAUUUUUAUUAAACUUUCAUUCAAACAUUUGAAGAAAUCUCAAACCGUUUUUAAACUGUGUAAGCAUGUGUUUUAUUUAACAUAAAGUAUGGAGGUUAUUAAUUGUUAAUGUUUGUAUACUAUGUACAUGUAACAUUUCCAAGUAAAAAUAAACAGGUAUAUCGAAAAAAAUUCAACAGGGAUGUUAUAUAGAGUACAU
This is a messenger RNA of Ruditapes philippinarum (Manila clam), 1898 nucleotides long. RefSeq lists its product as uncharacterized. Bases 515 to 1612 code for a protein of 365 amino acids. NCBI's taxonomy places the organism in Eukaryota, Metazoa, Mollusca, Bivalvia, Venerida, Veneridae. The transcript is spliced from 6 exons. The record is from RefSeq and is a predicted model, not a curated record.